CUCCAAACGGACGAUGAGUCGUCCCCAGAAUUGGCAUCCCGUCCGAAGAAAAUGUCCCGCCAGUCCAAUCGCCGAUCCAUAAUUUUCCUAUUUAUCCUGGGAAUAUUACUGCUUGGAUAUCUAGCAAUAGCUAAUGAUCUUCGAACAACAAGAAUCGGUUCUUCGGCCAUCGACAGCAUAGCCAGUUCCCUAAAACUCCAAAAAUACAAUUAUAUUGUGGUGAUUGACGCUGGAUCCACAGGCACUCGUAUUCUGGUAUUUACAUUUCACUCCUCCAUCAUCAAUGGAGAUCUAGUUCUUGAUAAUGAGUUCUUCGAGGAGACAAAGCCAGGAUUGAGCAGUUACGUGGAUAAUUCAAAGAAGAUGAUCGAAUCACUGGGGAGACUAGUUGAAAAAGCUAAAGCUGUUAUUCCGCAGGAUUUAUGGUCGCAAACGCCUCUCAAUCUCAAGGCAACGGCAGGAUUGCGAUUGCUCCCAGAGGUCCAAGCGAAUUAUCUUCUUGACGAGUGCAGAAAUUUCUUGAAGAAUUCCGGCUUUUUCAUUGCAGAAGCUGCCGUCUCGUUAAUGGGAGGCGCAGAUGAGGGAAUUUAUGGAUGGUUUACCGUGAAUUUUCUCCUGAAUCGUUUGAGCUCCCACAAUAUAGGAAAUACUGUGGCUGUUCUGGACCUAGGGGGUGCAUCAACGCAAGUCACUUAUGUCCCUGAUCAAGAUGAUUUUAAGGAACUUGCAGGGCACAUCUAUACAAUCAAUACUUUCAGUCAUAAUUUAAGCCUUUAUACUCAUAGCUAUUUGGGCAUGGGUGUGAUGGCAGCCAGAAGGGCCAUUUUAACGUUGGAAAUGAGUGAUGAGGAUAAUCAGAAUCCUAAUGAACGCAUUGAAAUCAGGUCUGAAUGUAUCAAUCCGAUUAUUUCUAAUGAGUGGAGUUAUGGAGGACGAAAUUACAUGGUGAGAGGCCCUGUCAAUGGUUCUUACCAAAUUGUCAAGACACAGAAUUACGCUGGAGCUGAUGAGAAGAGGCCGAUUGUCAGGGCUGAGGACUGCAAGAAUCUUGUCAAAAGAUUUAUUGAUGGCGUUGGAGUUCGCCCUUUGGGCUUAAAGAAACAUGAGAUUUAUGGCGUUUCUUACUACUUCGAUCGCGCCACUGAGGCUGGCUUGAUUGAUCCAUUCAAAGGUGGGGUCAUAACUCUAGAUACUUUUUAUAAUGGAACCAUCGAUGCCUGCAAUUAUCCAAAUGCAGAUCAACCUUACACUUGUCUGGACAUGAUGUAUAUUUACGUUUUAUUAAAGGAAUGCUUCGCCCUCGAGGGUUCCACAAAAUUGAAUUUACAUAGGCGAUGGGAGGGCCACGAAAUGAGCUGGGCACUCGGUGCUGCAGUUAGUAUAUAUCAAGAUCUUUGACAUUGAGAAAUACUAGCGCCUAUCCGGCUGUCAAUUCCGUCAUAUCGAUAAAAACUCGAAUCCAGCCAAGAUGUGACGAUUACUUUUCAUCCUCCUGUCAUUCCGCAUAAAGUGUGAAUUUGGAAAUGAAUACUCAAUGCAUUCAGUGCCUUUAUAAAUAAUCACUCAUAUCCGGAAAUGCUCCAUCGAUUUUACCUGCAGAAAAUGACGCUGGAAAUUAGUUGAAGUGGAAAGAAAAUAACGAAGGGUGACAAACUAUUUGUGAAUAAUGGGAAAUGUUUAUUUUACAGAAACUGAUGAAUGUCGAAUUGUUUAAUUUAAAUAUACGUGAUCUAACAUCUA
This is a messenger RNA of Fopius arisanus, 1740 nucleotides long. It is a transcript of the gene NTPase, whose product is annotated as ectonucleoside triphosphate diphosphohydrolase NTPase. NCBI's taxonomy places the organism in Eukaryota, Metazoa, Arthropoda, Insecta, Hymenoptera, Braconidae. The record is from RefSeq and is a predicted model, not a curated record. Gene Ontology annotation, molecular function: hydrolase activity.